Molecule: messenger RNA, 4829 nt
Organism: Sorex araneus (European shrew)
Lineage: Eukaryota; Metazoa; Chordata; Mammalia; Eulipotyphla; Soricidae
Gene: UBXN4
Product: UBX domain protein 4
Exons: 13
Coding region: 200-1717 (505 amino acids)
Molecular function (GO): protein binding
Source: RefSeq, a predicted model, not a curated record
GCCGCGCGCCUGCGCGCGUCCCCGAGGGGCUGCUGACGGGCUUGCGCGUUUGUGCGGAACCGGAGGCGGGGACCUAGAGCCGCGGUGGCUGCGGGGGCCGCGGGCAGAAGCAGGGCGAGAGGCGGGGGCCAGGCCAGCUCCGGCACCGCGACGGCGACACUGCGAGCGAGGGAGCGAGCGCCCGGGCCCCACGGGAACGAUGCUGUGGUUCCAGGGCGCCAUUCCCGCCGCCAUCGCGUCGGCCAAGAGCAGCGGCGCCGUCUUCGUGGUGUUCGUGGCAGGUGAUGAUGAGCAGUCUACACAGAUGGCUGCAAGUUGGGAAGAUGAGAAAGUGACAGAAGCAUCUUCAAACAGUUUUGUUGCUAUUAAAAUUGAUACCAAAAGUGAAGCCUGUCUCCAGUUUUCACAAAUCUAUCCUGUAGUGUGUGUUCCAUCCAGCUUUUUUAUUGGAGACAGUGGAAUUCCUUUGGAAGUAAUAGCAGGAAGUGUUUCUGCAGACGAACUUGUUACCAGAAUUCACAAAGUCCGACAGAUGCACUCUUUAAAAGGAGAAACAACAGUAGCAAAUGGCAGCCAGUCAGAAAGCCCAGUUUCUACUCCUUCCACCUCAUUUGAACCUAACAACACUUCUGAAAAUGCUCAGUCCAGAAAUGUAGAAUUUUGUGAGACAUCAUCCACUACUGAUGCAAAGUCAAAUUCUGAAACAGGAGGAGAAAGUUCAGACCAUGCCAUGACGUCUCAGGAACCCAGUGGUUGCUCAAAUCAAAGACCUGCAGAGGACCUCACCGUCAGAGUAGAAAGACUAACCAAAAAACUUGAAGAAAGGAGAGAAGAGAAAAGGAAAGAGGAAGAACAGAGGGAGAUUAAAAAGGAAAUUGAAAGGAGAAAAACUGGAAAAGAGAUGUUGGAUUAUAAAAGGAAGCAAGAAGAAGAAUUAACAAAAAGAAUGUUAGAGGAAAGAAACAGAGAAAAGGCAGAAGAUAGGGCAGCCCGAGAGCGUAUUAAACAGCAGAUUGCAUUGGACCGUGCUGAGAGGGCUGCUCGCUUUGCAAAGACAAAGGAAGAAGUAGAAGCUGCCAAAGCUGCUGCCUUGCUGGCCAAACAGACAGAAAUGGAAGUCAAGAGAGAUGCUGCUGCGAGAGAAAGAAGCACUGUGGCACGAAUUCAGUUUCGUCUACCUGAUGGUUCUUCCUUUACAAAUCAGUUCCCUUCUGAUGCUCCUCUAGAAGAAGCAAGACAGUUUGCUGCACAGACUGUUGGCAACACUUACGGCAAUUUUUCAUUAGCGACUAUGUUUCCCAGGAGGGAAUUUACCAAAGAAGAUUAUAAAAAGAAAUUAAUGGAUUUGGAACUUGCUCCAAGUGCUUCAGUGGUACUGUUGCCAGCAGGAAGACCGACUACAUCCAUGGUACAUUCUUCUAGUGGAGAUAUUUGGACAUUGUUGGGAACGGUACUUUACCCAUUCCUUGCCAUUUGGAGAUUGAUUAGCAACUUCCUGUUUAGUAAUCCUCCUCCUGCACAGACCUCAGUAAGAGCAACAGCAUCAGAACCUUCGGCAUCCAGCAACUCAGAGAAAAGGGAACCAGUGAGGAAAAGAGUGCUGGAGAAACGGGGGGAAGAUUUUAAAAAGGAGGGGAAGAUAUAUAGACUGAGGACUCAAGAUGAUGGAGAAGAUGAAAACAAUACUUGGAAUGGGAAUUCUACUCAACAGAUGUAGUAACGAGUACAAUAUGUGCAAUAAUCAUUGUUUCUCUUAUGAUUUAAUUCAACUAAAAUUCUGCUGGAGAAGUGGGACUGCUUUAUGUUUUUCAACUGAUCUAUAAAGUCUCCUUAUUCCUGCUUAGUGGGUUAAAGUUGUUUAACUCAGACAAGUCAAGAGAUAAAAUAACUAGCUGCUAGGUCCUUGCAUAUGGUAACCAACUGCUAGAAGCUUAAAAGAAUCAGAAGGUCUGCCACAGCCUCCCCUUCUCAGCUUUCUUACUCAGUAUUUCAUAUUCCUCCUAGCCCUGUACUCUCAGAUGGUAUGUUUUGUUUAGAGCUAUUUUGCUCCAAAACUCUUAAGUCCAUUCUUAAGUAAAUGUAUGUCCCUGAGAAAUUUGACUGUGAGUCAGAACAUUUUAACUAGCCAAUCAGAUAAUAAUUUAUGUUUAACUUUCCUCUUUUUGCUCAUCAGCUGUAAGCAAAAUCUUGUAGUUUUUAAUCUUAAAAUACUGAAUAAAAAAUCUUUUCCAAAAAUUAUAAUGAUCUUAUUUUUGCUUUAACUUGUUAUUCUAGCAUCUUUUUUUCCUGUUACACAGGUCAUGAGUCCAAUUCCCAGCCCAACCCUCCCUGCUUAGGAAUCCUCAAGUAUCUCACCUCCUUACCUUAAACAUCAAGAAAGCAAAGACACUUUCUUACACACUUGGAUACUUAGAUAACGCUCCCACUUUCAGAGAGGCAUCAUUUUGUGUAGAGUCAGUUUUAUUUAUUUAUUAUCAGAUACAUGUGAUGGUUAUAAUCACCUCUGUCUCUGGGUUGGAGAGCAGCACACUAGAGUAAGCAUACAGAAGGAUUCGGAUUCUGUUUUAUGAUUGGAGAAGUGCUCUCAAACUUUGCGUGUGAAAUAGUGACUUCUUUGGGGGCUCAGGCCUUGCUCCUAACUCUAAUCAGACAUCACUCCAGAAAGUGAUUGGGAAACCAUAUGUGGUGCAGGGGAUCAAACCGUACAUGUUUCAUGCAAGGGAAGUUUUUGAACUGCUGUACAAUUCUCCAGCCCAACACUGACUUUUAAAAACAUUAAGACAGAAUUCCAGAGGUACAGGGGUAAGGCCUUUAUCUUGCACAUGGCUGACACCACAUAUGGUCACAUAAGUACCACCAGGAGUUACUUCUGAACAGACAGGAAAAUCCCUGAGCAUUUUGAAAUGUGGUCCAAAGCACCUCCACUACAGCUCCUUCAAUACUAAGAAGGUAGGUAGGGUCCAAACUCCAGAUGGCAUACCAUCAAGCAGGGAUACUGCAGGGGUAUCCCUGGGAACAUGACAACUACUAUAGUGGGAAGUGUAGUGUUUCCCCAGCCCCAACACAUGAUGAUGAAUACUGGCAAGAAUACAGACGGGAUAUAGUGUGGUGAAAACAGGUAUACUUUUCUUGAAACCAUUUUCAGAAACAAAUAUUUCAUGCUUUUUGAUUCAGCACAGGGAUUGAAUUUAGAGCUUCAUGCAUUCUGUACAUAUGUUCUAUCUCUGAAUGGUAUUUCUGGCUUAGUUAUCUAAGUUUUUCUAAGGAAUGGUCAUAAAUUUAUAAGUGCAGGGCCGGAGCGAUAGCACAGCGGGUAGGGCGUUUGCCUUGCACGCGGCCGACCUGGUUUCGAUUCCCAGCAUCCCAUAUGGUCCCCCAAGCACCGCCAAGAGUAAUUCCUGAGUGCAUGAACCAGGAGUGACCCCUGUGAAUUGCCGGUGUGACCCCAAAAGCAAAAAAUAAAAAAAUAAAUUUAUAAGUGCAAAACUCAGUAUAAACAUAAGUGCUGUUUAUUUUCCUUAAUAACCAGAACCUACUACCUUCUACAGAAAUUUUUUUUUUCUUUUUGGGUCACACCUGGUGAUGCACAGGGCUUAUUCUUGGCUCUGCACUCGGGAAUUACUCCUGGCGGUGCUCAAGGGACCAUAUGAGAUGCUGGGAAUUGAACCCGGGUCAGCUGCGUGCAAGGCAAACGCCUUACCCUCAGUGCUAUCACUCCAGGCCCCAGAAAUCAUUGUUAAUGAGAAAUGGUACAAUAUUAAUUUUAUGCACCCUAUAAUUACUUGAAUCUGUGGGUAGCAGAUGAAAGGAAGCAGGGUACAAAGUUACAAGUACAGAAUGAUAACAGUUUUGUAAACACAUAUACACAUUGUAUGUGUGUGUGUGUAUGUGUAUAUAUACAUAUGUAUGUAGGUGGUAGUAUAGAUUAACGUAUAUGUAAAGAAAAACACUAAAAUCCCAAUAAUGGUCAAAAUGGUUAGUGUAAUUUUAGUUCUUUAGUUCUUCACUUUCUAAUUUUCUGCAGUGAUCAUAUUUUUAUAAUUUAGAAAGUAAGUUUGAAAAUGAAUUAUUUCCAGCAUCCAUCUCAUUUAAGUGAAGGUUUGUCAUCUUUAUAACAUUGAGACUUGAGAAAAGAAAAAAUUGUCAAAUUAGUGUAGCCCUGUAAGUAACUAUUAUAUAUUUACAAAAACAUGGAAUACCUCAAGUCAAUUUGUCUUUAAGAAAAUCAAAUAUUGGGGUUGGAGCUGGUAAGGAGGUGGGGGCUUGCCUUGCAUGUGGCUGAUCUGGGUUCUAUCUCCAGCUCCUCAUAUGGUCUGAGCCUGCCAGGAGUUAUCUCUCAGCACAGAGCCAGGAAGGAGUAAGCCCUAAAUACUGCCAGGUGUGGCCCCCAAACCAUAUAUAUAAGAAAAAUAUCCAUAGAAAAAUGCUUUAUAGUCUUUAAAUAGGAGGAUGAUUACUUAUUUUAUAUCUAAGUAAACAUGAUAAAAAGAUUCAAAAUGGGGCUGGGGAGGUAGUUAUAGGGAUUAAGUUGAUUGAAAUGCAUUCUGCCAACCCCAGUUGAAUUCUUAUUACCACACUUGAUCCCCUGAGUCACUCCUGGUAUACAGCCAAGAACAGUGAGCACUGCCAGGUGUGGCACAACCCUCCUCCCAAGCACCCCAGAAAAGAUUCAAAACCAUAUAGAAGACUAUAAAUUGAAAAUGUAAUCUUCAUGCUUCAAUUUUAACCUGUUAUAUUCCCAGAUAUUAAUACUUUGUUUUUAUAAUCUUAUGCAUAUCAGCAAAUAUGUAAUCUUUAUUUUUAAAUAAAUAGGGUCAUAUACAACUCUG